Molecule: messenger RNA, 2095 nt
Organism: Gaeumannomyces tritici R3-111a-1
Lineage: Eukaryota; Fungi; Ascomycota; Sordariomycetes; Magnaporthales; Magnaporthaceae
Exons: 4
Coding region: 1244-1942 (232 amino acids)
Source: RefSeq, a predicted model, not a curated record
UGUUCCAGACGGCCGGCGCGGUUAUCCGACGCCACCGCGCCAGCAGAUUUUCACCGCCAUCUGCAGCAGCAAGGCAUCUUCCUCACCGGUCUGAUUUCCCUGGACCGCUCCCCAUCGGGGCAGACAGCCAUAGCCGGUGGCGGCCGGUCCGUUGAGGUUGUCACCUGCUGCCGGGCUUGUUGUUGUUGUUUGGCGACGGGAGUCCGUGGUGAGUACACAUUUCCGUCACGACGAAAAUUGAUGCGCCGAGCUACACAGGCCGAACGGCGUGAAUUUGAGACGGGGAGAAAAUUCCCGCCCGAACCGCACGGCCCGGUCGACGCUUUCCUCGUUCAGGCCUGGACCUGGGAAAGCCUGCAGAAUGCAUGAGCCCAUCGCUGGGACUACGCGGGGUGGUGGGUGGGAGCUUUAGCACAUCGGCGGCCCGGCCAAUCAUCGUCCCCAGCCCGGGGAGGACGCCCCUGGCACCGCCCGCCAGGUGCGGGAAACCCACACACUACAGGUUUCCUGGCUGGAUACUGGCGCACACAACAGGCACAUCCCAGCCGGGAGGGCAGAGAGGGCUGGAUGUCUGCACCGGCGAGGACAUCGUAUUGGCUGUCACACUCGGAGCCUGUAGCCAGCAGAUGUCGUCCCUUGUCAUGGAUUAUGUGGCGCGGGUGCGGUGGCCUUGGUGUUAAGAAGGCGUCAUCGGACCGUGGGUGACCGGUGGGCUGGUCCUCUCGCCCUCGUGCUUUGCUCCGUGCGGCCCUGCACGGGUCUUGUGUUCUGCAAACCCCCCUGUGAGAGCCAUGUCCAUCUGGCUUCCCCCCGGUUUCGACAUGCCGACGGUGCCGGAAGAGGACCGGUACGAGGGGACCGAGCUUGAUGCCAACGUAACGGAGGGCAUGUUCUUUUUUCGGUUGGGAUAAGUAACGAUGGCAACGUGGUAUAUGCUAACAAGCUAUCCUUGUCUACUAAAGCGCUCCCAAAGGGCGCCGUGGUCAAAUGUGUCAAGACAAACCCCUUUUGCAGCUUCUGGGCCAUCAACAGCAAGGUCAUUAUACGUCUCCGGGACGGCUCCGAGAAGUCGCUGUUCCUCAAGUUCUACACAGUCCCAGGGGCCGACGAUAUCGCCCAGGCCGAGUUCGAGGGCUCCCAGACUCUGUCCCGCGCCCUCCCCGACAACGCCACCAGGCCCGUCGCCUGGGGCCGCUGCGCCUCGCGGCCCGGCUGGGCCUUCUUCCUGGCCGAGUUCCGGGACAUGACGCCCAUGCGGCCGGGACUCCCCGCGCCCGCCGAGGUGGCCGCCGUGGUGGCGCGGCUGCACGGGCACCGAUCCCCCUGCGGCCGCUUCGGCUUCCACGUUGGCACUUUUGCCGCCACCCAGGUGAUCGACACGUCCUGGUGUGACACGUGGGAGGCCUUCUUCGCCCGCAACCUCGCCGCCGUCCUCGCCGCCGAGCUGGCAGCCCAGGGCCCGGACCCGGAGCUGGAGGCCCUGUCGGCCGUGCUGCUGGGCAGGGUCGUGCCCCGCCUCAUCCGGCCGCUCGAGACGGGCGGCAACAAGAUCGAGCCGGUGCUGCUGCACGGAGACCUGUGGCACGGCAACAUCGCCGUCGACACCGAUACCGAAAACGUGCUGCUUUAUGACCCGUGCUGCUUCUACGGCCACCGUGACUAUGAUUUCUCGCAGUUUAAAACAUCCAGGAAUCUUGCAGAUAAGGAGUACUACGAGGCAUAUCUGAACCUGGUGGAGCAGACUCACGGCCUACGGGUGGAGGACGAUCCGGAAAGAUACGACCUCUGGACUCUCUAUGCGAUCAGGUCAUCCUUGCUCGUCUCGACGCUAUGGAAGGAUCACAAGGAGAUGAGACAAGACGCCAUCGCAUCGAUGCGGUAUCUUACGGCCAAGUACGGAGAUGCAUAUUAUGGGGCGGGGCAAGAUUGCGAGGACAAGUAGAUGGAGUCUGUGACAACAAGGGCAACCGGGUCUUACAGUCAUAAUACUUGUAGUCGUUAGAAUAUAGACUAGACAGCCGUGGACACUGUGAGAAUGAGCCACUUUAACCCAGCUCGUGGAUUUCUGGCUUGUAGCUGUAAAAUUAAGAUUGCA